This is a messenger RNA of Sclerotinia trifoliorum, 2345 nucleotides long. The record is from the annotation of a GenBank genome assembly. Lineage: Eukaryota; Fungi; Ascomycota; Leotiomycetes; Helotiales; Sclerotiniaceae.
AAACUAAGGGCGUGCCUCUUUGCUUCUUAAAGCUAAAAGCCAUUCCGCAUCAAUAUUGUUUGUGAAAAUCAUUUUACUUUCGUCUAGAUUUCUUCGUAUGAUUGCAUCUAGAGUCCCUUCCAUCAACCAUUCACUUCCUCAUUCACAUUAACACUUCAACGGUGUAUCAUUAUUGAAUAAGCUUUAAGCGCAUAGCAUAUCCAGCAAUCUUAACCUUUCCAGGUCAACGUUUCAGGCCAAGAUAUAAUUAAAUUCACACCCUCCCUGCAGCAAUCAGGCAAGCGCGCGCGGCCACCUGCAGAUUCCUAACCCAACAAACAACGGGCGAAGCUAUUCACUAUCCCGUAGCCAAAAGUUAAUCACCAAAUUGCAGCCGGAUCCCGACGCCAACCAAUUUCACCUUACUCUUACAUUUAAAAUGGCGCCCUCUUCCACCCUCAAACCUCCGGCACGUACCAGACCCGGUAUCCGUAGACUUUCAAGUAUGACUACCAACGAAACAGAAGUUAGAUCCGGUGGACCGGUCGUCGUCGUUCCAGAUAGAAUGAUUAGAGAGCCUUUAUCUCGAGGAGCUUCCUACCAAGGAGGAAACUUUGCGGCCUCCUUGGAAAACGCCAGAAAUGAACUCAACUCUAAAAACCUGGAGGAGGAGGAAGAAACUGCCUCAAGUUCCGCGGAUUCGCCAUCAACUCCACUUACCCCUGCCGAUAUUCCUACUGCCGAUUCUUUUGCCUUUGCUUUUGAUAUUGAUGGCGUUCUCAUUCGUGGGGGUAGGCCAAUUCCAGAAGCUAUUGAAGCAAUGAGAAUGUUGAAUGGAGAGAAUGAGUAUGGAAUGAGAGUGUAUGUGGUUCAAGUAGAUUUAAAGAAAACAUUGCUGACAUGUCUCCUAUAGUCCAUACAUUUUCUUGACAAACGGUGGUGGAAAGACUGAAGCGGAACGUUGUAUUGAUCUUUCCAGACAACUUGACAUUGAAGUUUCGCCUUCACAGUUUAUUUGUGGUAUGUAGAUACCAAUCCACUAAAAUUCUUCACUUGAAGAAUGUCAGAUGUUUUACUUGACUUCAUGUUCGAAAUACUAAUUUCUUCAGGUCAUACACCCAUGAGAGAAAUGGUGGAAAAGUACGAAACUGUUCUCGUCAUUGGAGGUGAAGGGGAGAAGUGUAGACAAGUUGCCGAAGGGUAUGGUUUCCGUGAUGUCAUUACCCCAGGUGACAUCAUCAAACAUAACGAACAUACCACGCCUUUCCGCAAACUUACCUCUGAAGAAUUAAAAAACUCUCGUGGCGGCCGUGAUUAUAGCAAGACUAAAAUUGAAGCCAUCUUCGUCUUUGCCGAUAGUCGUGAUUGGGCAUCCGACGUUCAGAUCAUGCUUGAUCUCGCCAUGUCCAAGGGUGGAUACAUUGGUACUCUUUCCGAAACUUUCGAUGAAGGGCCACCUAUCUACUUCUCUCACAGCGAUAUUGUCUGGUCGGCUGCUCACGAAAAUGUUCGUCUCGGUAUGGGUGCUCUGAGGAAGAUGACGGAAAUGCUCUUCAGAGAUCUCACCAAGGGCAAAGAGCUCGAAACCAUUGCUUUUGGAAAGCCUCAAAUUGGAACCUUUGAAUUCGCAACCAGAUUAUUACAACAAUGGCGCAAAGAUGAACAUCGCUGUAAUCGUCCUCCCGAGACUGUUUACUUCGUCGGCGACACCCCGGAAUCUGAUAUCAAAGGCACCAAUCAAUUCAAUGAGAAAGCUAAAAAUGAAUGGUAUUCCAUCCUCGUGCGAACCGGAGUUUUCCAAGAGGGCACCGAGCCGGCAUACAAACCUAGAAUGACCGUGGAUACCGUGCUAGACGCAGUCAAACAUGGAAUCGAGAGAGAAUUCAACAAGAAAAUGAAGGAGAACAACCCAAGAGGAUUACCGCUCAAUACCUUAAGCGGUCUGAGUCUCGAUGGCAAACCAAUUAUUGCUAGACAACCAAAGAUUCUAGAAUUAUCCAGUCAAGUGGUCAGCGAAACUGUAACCCCUGAAGCUACAGAUUGAAGAUUUCCCCCUUGUGUGGCUAUCUCUAAAAUCUAAAUGGACAACUAAAAUAAAUAGUUCAUUACCUGCCCGGUACUUCUCGUUUUAUCUUUCUAUCUUUGAAAGCAUAUAUUGAUUGCGAUUGAUGGAUACAUAGACGAAGAAGUUUUGCAGGGACGGUUCUUUCACAGGUGUUUUUGUUAUAUUGGGUGUGUGAUGGUGAUGGGAUGGUUGGUUGGAUUACUGAAUGAAUUGAUUGGGUAUUGGAUGGAGUUUUGGGCUGUUUUGGGGAAGGGGGGGCGUUCAUCAGAUCCACAGUAUUUUAAAAGGGGUAGGAAAUUUC